AUGUUGAGAUUCUUUUAUAUUAUGUUUUUUCUAUCGGUAUCUAAUGGUUUACAAUCAUUUUUCUAUGAUACAGAUCCAUUUGGAUUCGAUUGUUUACAUUAUUUUUCACUUGAAUUAUCCUUUACUGGAAUAGUCAAAUAUUGUAUUCGUCCAAAUAACAACAAAAAUUUGACGACAGUAGUGCAUUUUAUUAAUAUAUCUGAUCAAUCUUUUACUUUCGAUGAAUUAUAUCAUUUGAAUGUUACGUCAGAUGAAAUUCUUCGAUGGUCGUCAUCGAUUGAUGUUGCUGAACAAUAUCAAUAUUAUCUCGAUCAACCAUUUGAAUCCAAUUUAUCGAAUGAAACUUUUUUUAAUUGUACACGUCCAUGGUUUGGAUCUCGAUGUGAAUAUUCAUUAGAAUUAAUUACAGAUGAAUUUGUUUGGAAUUCAUUUGAAAUGACUUCAACAAAUAAUAUGUUUCAACAAACGUGUUACAUUCAUUUAGAAUGCGAUCGCGGUGGUCCAUCGAUUUGUCUUGACUGGCGUGAGAUAUGUAAUGGCCGAAUCGAUUGUCUAAAUGAUGGUAUCGACGAAAUUGGAUGUUUUGAUUUAGAAGUAAAUGAAUGUAAUGAGAAUGAAUAUCGAUGUCACAAUGGUUUUUGUAUUCCAAAAAUAUUUUUGGAAAUGAAAUCGGUAGAAGCACAAUGUUUUGACGGAUCGGAUGGGAUUGUUAAGAACAAUUAUCUUCCGAUAUUUUAUUAUGGACCACAUCUAUUCGAAUAUCAAGAAUAUGUAUGUCGACCUGACGAAGGUCAAUUUACGUGUGGUAAUGGACAAUGUGUAGAAGAUUUUGGUCAAUGUGAAAAUAAUCGACAUUUAGCAUUGACUCAAUCAAUUAGUAUUCAAGGAAAUUUAUCCUAUUCAUGUUGGAUAGUUAUGAUUUGUCUCAGCAAAAUCAUGAAUAAAAUCGAAAAUAUAACAUGUGAUCAGUUCAUACAAUCUUCUGAAAUUAUUGAAGAAUUUAAGAACUGUGCGUUUCCUCUUGAAUUUCCUGUUAUUCCUGUACUAUUUGGUCAUGUACGAUUUUUAUAUGGUCCAAAAGAAAUUGACAAUAUUAAUACAACAUUAGCUCUGAAACCUGAUUAUGUUUGUUAUGAUGAACAAUUAUGUGAUUUUCUCACACCUACAUUCAAUCAUAAAAAUUUCACUUGUCGAUACGGGAAUCAAACAGGCCUUGGCAUGAAUGUGGAAUUAACUACAUGGAAAUCUAUUAUCGAUUCAAUCAAACCAUACUUUAUUGGUUGUAUCACUCAACCUUAUCAAAAUCUCAGUUCUCACUAUUCAUCAUUAUAUCAAUGUAAAAAUUCGUUAAAAUAUAUUUCUAAAUAUCGAAUCGUUGAUGGUAUACCCGAUUGUUUUCUAAAUGAUGAUGAAGAAGCAUUUGAAUUGAGUUGUUUAUUAAAUCAAACACUUCGAUUUCAAUGUCCAGAUGAGAAACAAUGUCGUUCACCUCUAAUUUCACCAAAUAUCUGUUCUCGUCCAACAGAUAUAAAUUAUGAGGAAAUUUUAUUUUAUCAAAUAUGCGAUCGUAUUGCAGAUUUGCCGUUGAUGUUGAUUAAUGGACAAUACCAUUCAGAUGAAACUGACUGUGAAAAUUUGCAAUGUAAUAAUAUUUAUACACGAUGUGAUGGAUUUCGAAAUUGUCUUAAUGGAGAGGAUGAAAAGAAUUGUACACAACUAAUUAAAUUAAAUCAUUUUCUAUUUUGUAUUUCAUCAAAGAAUUAUACAUUUAUGUGUUUACCAGCUGAUCAAGUUAGUAAUGAAACGGUCGAUUGUCUUGGAGUAUCAUUCGAUACAGUUGAAUAUUUUCAAAUGAACAAUAUUACUGUGGAAACAUACAAGUUUCGUUACUGGAAUUACACAAAAUGUAAAGACGAUGAAAAUACUUGUGAAGAACAUCAAAACUGUUUUAUGUAUAAUAAUUAUCAAUUUUGUGUUAAUCGUUUAAAAUACUAUGAUUUAAAUGAUCUUUUCAAUGUGCAAAACAUUGAAUGUCGAAUCGUUAAUACAGGUUAUGUAUCUUUUUCAUUAGAUACUGCAUUAGUUUAUCCAACCUCACAGACUAUUUCAACUUAUUCUAUUAAAAACCAGAUCACUGACGAAAAGAGACACUUGCCAAUUGAAAUGAUCACACAGCCAAAUGUUUGUAAUUAUGGUUUACAUAUGUAUCAUCGACUUGGAGUGGACAAUUACAGUAGUCUAUGUUUUUGUCCGCCAAACUAUUAUGGUGAUCAAUGUCAGUAUCAAAAUCAACGUGUUAGUUUAACUCUCGUAUUAGCAACGGUUCAUCAGCCGAUAGUCUAUGCUAUUAUUGUUACCUUAAUGGAAGAUGAUAACGAUAGACAAGAAAUUCAUUCGUACCAUCAAUUUACUUAUGAAUCAAAAACAUAUUGUGGCCGGUCUGUAGAUAUCUAUCUAUUAUAUACAACACAAGAAAAGAAUACUUCAAAAAACUAUAGCAUUCAUAUUGAUGCAUUUGACAAGAGUUCAUUAACGUAUCUAUUAAGUUGGCAUUUAACAGUUCCGUUUAUUUUUUUGCCAGUUAAUCGAUUGAGUGCUUUUUUGACUAUUCCAAUAUCUCGACCAUUGAAUUUUAAUCAUUGCAAUCUUCAAUGUUAUAAAGGUACUUGCAUGAAAUAUCAUAACGAAGAACGAUUCUUUUGUCAAUGUAAUUCAGGUUGGUCUGGUGCACAAUGUCAUAUUCCAAUCGAUUGCAAUAUGUGCGCAUCAAACUCGAUCUGUCUUGGUUCGAUUCAAAAUCGGUCAAUAUGUGUUUGUCCUGAAAAUAGAUUUGGUUCAUUUUGUCGUCUUAAACUAAUGUGCCUAGAAGGAUUUUGUAAAAAUAAUGGCCGAUGUGUCGUAAUCGAUGAGAGAAUGAUUGAUGAAAGUUAUGUAUGCUUCUGCUCCGAACAAUUUUAUGGAUCAAGAUGUCAAAACAUCAAUCAUAGAAUAGAGAUUUCUCUGAAGAAUAUUGAUAUUCCAUCACACUUACUCAUUUAUAUCUACAAUGAGAUUAGUUUUGAACAAUUAAUACCAACAUUAACUAUACUCAAAAAAAUGGCUAUGUUUCAGAAUCAUGUCAUUUUAUAUUCUCAACAUAUGUUCGUAAUGAUUCUUGUCAAAGUUUAUACUCGUUAUUAUUUGGCUGUACUUCAAAAAGUCGAACGAUCUAACAUAACGACAUCGAUUAUUCCUGCGCAACGAUGUGCUUCUGUUGAUGAAAUUUUGGAUACUAAAUUAGUAUCAUUACCACGAAUUCAACGAUUGAAAAGUUAUCAUAUUCCAUGUCAACGUGAUUUUAAUCUACAAUGUUUUGUGGAUGAAUUUUACGUGUGUCUAUGCACAGAAGAACAUCAUAGUAAUUGUUUUCCAUUAGAUCAUCAAUUGAGUUUUGUGUGUGAAGAUAAUGUUUAUUGUGAAAAUGGUGGAACAUGUUUACAAGAUCGACCUAUGUGUUUCUAUAGUAUAUUGUGUGUAUGCAGCGAUUGUUUUUUUGGUGAUCGAUGUCAAUUUUAUGCUAAAGGUAUUGGAUUAAUAUUAGAUGAUUUAUUGCGAUAUGAAAUUCGACCUAAUAGUACGCUAAAUGAUCAAUCAUUGGUAGUUAAAUUGAGUGUAACAUUUAUCAUGAUUAUUUUUCUCAUUGGUUUAAUCAAUGGUUUUCUUAGUUAUUUAGUUUUUCAUAAUCGUGAUUCUCGUAAAGUAGGAUCUGGAAUUUAUCUUCGAUUAUCAUCAAUUAUUUCUAUUCUAAUUGUUAUUAUAUUAAUUAUAAAAUUCUGGUUCGUAGUAUACACGUAUAUGAAUCCAUUGAUCAAUCGUAAUAUUCUUCGAGUUGGAUGCUUAGUACUUGAACCUUUACUUCGUCUUUUCUUAAAUAUGAGUAAUUGGCUUAAUACUUGUGUAGCCAUAGAAAGAGCAAUAUCAGUCCUGCAAGGAAUUAAUUUUAAUAAGAAAAGAAGUAAAUGUAUUGCACGAUGGUUACUUUUCAUUUUACCACUUAUUAUUUUGGGUUCAAUGAGUUAUGAGCUUAUCUAUCGUGAUCUAUUUGAUGAUCAUGAAGAACGACGUGUUUGGUGCGUACUUCGCUAUUCUCAAUCAGUCGAAAGAUAUACGACAAUUGUACAAUAUUUCCAUUUUGUUGCUCCUUUUGCAAUAAAUCUAUCUUCAGCCCUUUAUAUCAUCAUAAACAUUGCGCGACAGCGAACGACCACUCGAACUAAAUUUAAUUAUAGACAACAACUAGUUAAUCAAAUCAACGAGCACAAACAACUUAUUAUCAGUUCUAUUUUAUUAGCUGUUUUACUGUUUCCUCGUUUUCUUAUUUCAUUAUUAUCAACAUGUGUUAAAGCAUCACGAAAUCCUUGGUUAUAUCUUUGUGGUUAUUUUAUUUCAUUCAUUCCAUCAUCUCUCAUCUUUGUAAUCUUUGUUCUACCAUCGAGUUUUUACAAGAAACAAUUUAAACAAUCGAUUAUCACUUGGCGACAACGAUUUAUGAGAAUGAUGAGACAAUGA
Adineta steineri is the source of this 4548-nucleotide messenger RNA. The record is from the annotation of a GenBank genome assembly. Lineage: Eukaryota; Metazoa; Rotifera; Eurotatoria; Adinetida; Adinetidae.